AUGCGUCGGGCGGCUUUACAGGCGUUCCGUACUGCUCGGCGUGCUCCAGUAUGGAAAGUCACCGGUAAACGGCCGUGCUCGCUCACCUACACCCACAACUCGGUCCGAGGCCUACGGUCAUAUUCGGGAGGCCGACGCCCAUCAUUAGCCCCAGUGGCUCUUCAGUCCUCCAUGCAUCUCCGCAGGUUCUCCCUUGCCGUCAUCUCAACCGUCGUUGCGUCUGGAGCGUGGUAUGCGUAUCGAGGAGACGGCACCGCGCAGUCACUAGCAACCCAGGUUCGAGGUUUUGCCUCGAGCGCCAUCACAUCUGCUCACGCUGAGGACCCAUCCGAGUCGACUCGUCGCGCUCUCUUAGUGAGUAACGACCAAUUCUACACUGCUACGCUUUCCGGAGAUCAACCCUUAUCGAAGAACACCGACGACUCGGAUCGACGUGUCCUAGAAAUGUUGACACCGGAGCAAGCUACGGAGAAGCUACGCAAGAAUGAGGAGUCAUAUUUAGUGAACAGAGGCAAAGGUGUUGUGCGAUACGAUAUCGUACAAGUGCCUAGCAACUCUCCCAUCGAGGAUGACCAUGCCGAGAAGAUCGUCGAGGUGUCCUCAUCGACGGCGGCUAGCACAAACGGGGAGCCAAAUAGCGACUGGAUGUUCUGGGCGGUCUUUGAUGGCCAUUCGGGCUGGACUACGUCCGCAAAGUUGCGAAAUGUGCUGAUUUCCUACGUUGCACGAGAACUUAACGCUACUUAUAAGGCUGCUGCGGCUGACCCCACAGUUCUUGUGCCAUCUUCCGAGGCAAUUGAUCAGGCGAUCAAGCAAGGCUUUGUUCGUCUUGAUAAUGACAUUGUGCAUGAGAGUGUGGAUAAGGUCCUGAAAUCCAAGUCCCGUCGUAUGGCUGCCGAGCUUCUCGCACCGGCCUUGUCGGGAUCUUGUGCUCUCCUGAGCUUCUACGAUUCUCAGUCAAAGGAUCUCAAGGUCGCUGUUGCUGGUGACUCUCGCGCCGUCCUUGGUCGCCGAGGCGCUAAUGGAAAAUGGACCGCCACCGCUCUGUCUGAGGAUCUUACCGGCGGUACCCCAUCUGAAGUCAAGCGCCUCCAGGAGGAGCACCCUGGCGAGCCUUAUGUUACCCGGAAUGGCCGUAUUCUAGGUGGCCUGGAGCCUAGUCGUGCUUUCGGCGACGCCUUCUACAAGUGGAGCAAGGAAGUCCAAGACCAGAUCAAACGGCAAUUUUUCGGCCGCACACCUCACCCCCUUCUGAAGACUCCCCCCUAUGUCACUGCUGAGCCCAUCAUCACUACCACCAAGAUUGACCCCUCUCAAGGCGACUUUAUUGUGAUGGCCACUGAUGGUCUCUGGGAAAUGCUAAGCAAUGAGGAAGUUGUUGGCUUGGUUGGACAGUGGUUGGAGCAACAACAGUCUGGCAACGGCGGGUCCAAGGCUUGGCUGCAAAGCUGGUUCAGCUUCGACAGCCAAAAGCAAUUGCCUGUGGAGCCAGCCAAGGAUCAAUCCACCGAAGGCCAGCGCCGCCCCAUCCGCCAGCAGCAAUAUGAUAUCUCCGGCGCGGCCAGCCGAUUUGUCGUUGAGGACAAGAAUGCCGCGACUCACCUCGUCCGCAACGCCAUGGGUGGAAAGGACAAGGACAUGGUUUGUGCCUUGUUGACCUUGCCAGCCCCGUACUCCCGCCGAUACCGCGACGAUGUCACCGUUGAGGUCAUCUUCUUCGGUCAAGGCUCCGACUCCCGUACUGGUACAGUGGAGAUUAACAAGGAGGCCAGCGCUUCAGAAGAGCCACCCAAGGCGAAGCUAUAA
This is a messenger RNA of Penicillium cataractarum, 1806 nucleotides long. It is a transcript of the gene ptcF, whose product is annotated as type 2C protein phosphatase ptcF. Lineage: Eukaryota; Fungi; Ascomycota; Eurotiomycetes; Eurotiales; Aspergillaceae. The record is from RefSeq and is a predicted model, not a curated record. Bases 1 to 1806 code for a protein of 601 amino acids. Gene Ontology annotation, molecular function: protein serine/threonine phosphatase activity. The transcript is spliced from 3 exons. Gene Ontology annotation, biological process: protein dephosphorylation.